Messenger RNA from Anneissia japonica, 1287 nucleotides. RefSeq lists its product as uncharacterized. The transcript is spliced from 7 exons. The coding region runs from base 1 to 1287 and encodes 428 amino acids. Lineage: Eukaryota; Metazoa; Echinodermata; Crinoidea; Comatulida; Comatulidae. The record is from RefSeq and is a predicted model, not a curated record.
AUGAUAUUUCUUGAUGCUAAGAAAACAGAACGCAUUUUUAGAUCGCGGAAGAUCUACGAAAGAGGCACGUUGGACAGGAUGUUAAAAUCAACCAUUGCUAUUAUCUUCUUCUGUUUUUGUCGCACAGAAACAUUAUACCUGUCAUUCAAAAAGCCUGUAUCAUCAUCAUCAACUCAUGGACAGUUUUAUGCUAAAGCAGUUACCGAUGGGGAUGAUCGUUCAAUCAUGGCUGCAAAUUGUUUUCACUCAUUGAAUGGUUAUCAACACGGAUCCUUUCAACAAUGGCUUAAGAUAGACCUAGAAAAUGAAUAUCGGGUAACACGUGUUACAAUAGUAAACCGCGUUCAAGCAGGUUGUGAUUGUCAUUUGCGACUUAUCAGUGCUGCCAUUGCCAUUGGUUCAGGUGGUGACAUCAGAAAUUUUAAUAAAUGUGGAGAAUCAGUAACUCUCGCCCAAGUAAAGUUCAAUACAUUUUUUGACGUAAGAUGUCAACAGCCAAUGAGUGGCCGCUACGUCACUGUAUGGUUUCCCAGCGGUAGCGCCGAGCCUUUAAACAUUUGUGAAGUCAGGGUCUACAACGAAUUUGAACCAGACAUAUGUGGAUUUGACACCAAAGUUUAUCCUGUUGGAUUCUGGGAUCUAAGCCUGGACACUUUAUUGCAGCAGACUGGGGCUACAAAGCCAUUAAAUCAAAUCAUAACAUUGGAAAAAAUCAACUUCAGCGCUUUUCACGCUUUUACUGUGGCUUUCUACAUAUACCCCUUUCACAAUUCAAUUGGCGAUAUCAUUUCAAUCGGCGAUACAGAUUCUCUACGACUAACGCAAACAUUCGGGCGCCUCUAUAACUCCGAAGUAACCGUAUUGUAUGAUGAUAAUCAGCUAACCAGAGCCCAUGUUUUAAUGCCUGAUACCUGGACAUUCCUUACCCUAACGUUUAAUGGCACAAUCACACUUUGGAGAAAUGGUGAAAUUGUGAUCUUCUGCCAUACCAACUUAACACCGCUGGAUUUCAAUGCACAUCAACUACAGAUCGGGAGUCCCAGUGGCCAGCUGUUUGCCGAAGUAGCCGCGCUCCAGUUGUAUGACCGUGCACUUAACGAAGCAGAAAUAAAAUUGGCGAUGGCUCAACAACCAUCAUUUUUCACAAACAAAGGUGCAUUAUUCGAAAUGUUGGAUCCACUGGAAGGUAUUGCGGGACAGAUACUUCAGAAAGGCGUUACCAGAACACGUGCCGACUGUUCUCAAACGUGUUUAAGAUCUCUUUGCCUGUCUCUUAUACACAUCUAG